GUCAGCAUUUAGUGUAUUUUACUUAUCAGACGUCUCAAACUAGACUUUAUUUUACAGGUAACACUCAUGAUGGAGGAGGAACGAAAGAAAACCCAGAGUGAAGUAAAGAAUUCGCUGCCAGAAGGAACUCAACAAACAACUCAGAAUGGAUCCAUCCUGCCUGCAUUAGAAACCAAAACUGUGCCCACAGAGUCUUUCUCCUCUCUCCUGCCAAAGGCUAUCUCUGCUGUGCUGCACCCAGCUCUGCCCGCAGGCAUCAACUCACACUCACAGCCCAGCAGAAAUCCAGAAGGGCACGCCUCGCCAAACCUGGAACAACUGCAGACAGAGCUGAGAGACCUGAAGGGCCAGUUUGAACAGAUGAAGACUCAGCACAACAAAGAAAUCAAACUGCUGAUGAAUGAGCUGGAUGAGGAGAAAAGGAUUCGCUUAACGUUACAGAUGGAAAUUCAGCGAAUGAAGAAGCACAUGUCUAAAUGAGCAAAGAUGACUAUUCUUUCAUCAGAUUCAUCAGAUUUCUGAUUUACCCUUUCUUUUUGGACUGCUGAGUGGGCAGACUCAGAGGGCUUAAUAUUUUUACUAAGUCACUCGUGAAAGUGCAAAGAUGGAAGCAGACAUAAAGACGGAGGCUGCAGCAAACUGUCCUUUCCCUCUGGAGACGACCGGCGCAGUUACACGUCAAACAUCUUGUUUUUUUCUUGUCACGUCACCAAAGGCAUUCAUAAACAUUCAGCCGGGAAACUGUAAUCUCACAUGUUUUGAGUUUUCCAUGAGAUUUCACUUAUUACUGUCCAUUAAGACAAUGAUUGGUGGUAAUAUGUACUACGGCAUAAUUGAACUGGUUUUUUAUCCAUUGUGACAGUGACUCCAAGAGAGAGGAGGACGAGAAAUGACAAGCAGCAGUUCAUUUACAGAGACUAAAGAUUUUGUUUAUAAUAAUGUAAUAUGGAUGAGCACACAGAUUUUAGGCUUGUAAAAAGAAAAAAAAAUCGCACUUGUUUUCUUUCUGAUUGCACAAAGAAUGUAAAUUU
This is a messenger RNA of Pelmatolapia mariae (spotted tilapia), 1031 nucleotides long. Its product is annotated as SH3 domain-containing kinase-binding protein 1. The record is from RefSeq and is a predicted model, not a curated record. Bases 67 to 480 code for a protein of 137 amino acids. The transcript is spliced from 4 exons. NCBI's taxonomy places the organism in Eukaryota, Metazoa, Chordata, Actinopteri, Cichliformes, Cichlidae.